UCGGACUAUAAAACGUACGACUGUUCUUCGAAAUAGAUCACAAAUCAAUCAGCUUCAGCAAGCACAAUACAAUAUUUUUAUCUUUCGUUCGCAUUUUGCAGACCAACCAAAACCAACCACAAUGAAAUCUUACGUAGCUGCCGUUCUAUUGCUGGCUCUUGCCGUUUGCGCUUUCGCCGAAGAAGCCAAACCGCAACAAGCUUCCCCUGCCGCCAAGACAACCGACAAGCGCAGCAUCUACGGACUGGGCUACGGCUACCCCGCGUACCACGCACCACUCACCUACCCAGCUGCCCCGUUGGCCCUGCCCACGACCUUCGUAUCGCCACUGAAAUAUCAUGCACCACUGUCCUACCCCCUGUCCUACCACGCUCCCCUCUCCUACCAUGCUCCACUCUCCUACCACGCUCCCCUCUCCUACCACGCACCCCUCCCCUACCACGCUCCCAUCUCUUAUGCGUCUCCUCUGUCCUACCACCAUGCACCAAUCUACAAGGCCCCAUACUAUGCCCCGUCUAUCUACUAAUAAAUUAUUGAUGCACUCGUCAACCGACCCGCUGCUGCAGUAAUAAGAAAAUAUCAUAUAUAAUCUGAACUAUAAUUGCUACACAUCGUCGGCGAUCGUAGUCUUCAUAGUCUUAGUAAAUCAUUGUUAAUAAUCAUAUUAUUUUAUUUUAUUUGUAUGUAAAUAUGUGUGUACAUCAUCGUGAAAUAUUAUAUUAUGUA
Rhopalosiphum maidis (corn leaf aphid) is the source of this 726-nucleotide messenger RNA. RefSeq names its product cuticle protein 12.5-like. The record is from RefSeq and is a predicted model, not a curated record. Lineage: Eukaryota; Metazoa; Arthropoda; Insecta; Hemiptera; Aphididae. The transcript is spliced from 2 exons. Bases 122 to 526 code for a protein of 134 amino acids.